AUGGCGUCCCCGCGCGCGGAGCCCCCGGCCUCGGCGGCCCGGCGGGUGCGCCUGGCCUUGGGCUCCGGGCGAGUGGCGGCCCCGGGCCGGGAGCCGGCGGAGGAGCGGCCGGCGGAGGAGCGGCCGGCGGCGGGCCUGCUGCGGAGCCGGGCCGCGUGCAACCUCCGCACCCGCGUGGUGUGCGAGCUCCGCGCCGACCGGGCCCUGGCCCUCCAGCAGGCCGCCCUGGCGGAGAAGCCGCCGCGGGCAGCCGCGCCCCCGAGCCCCGGCCCCGGCUGGCAGACCCUGCGGGCCUGCCUGGACGCCUGCUCCUCCCUGCUCACGCUGGGCGAGCUCGGCGCGUCCCCGAGCCAGGCCUGGGAGGAGGCGGCCGGGCCCCCCGCGCCGCCCCCCGCCGCGGCCCCCGCCACCCUCCUGACCCUGUGCCUGAGCCCGCAGCCGCUCACCCGGCUGGAGCGGAGGGCCAAGGCCCGGGCCCUGCUGGCCCUGCAGGCGCUGGCCCAGCGGAAGGGCGAGGCCCGGGGGAAGCAGGGGCCCCUGCUGCAGGAGAGCCGGCGGCUGCUGGAGGAGAAGCUGCACGUGUACGACGAGAGCAAGUUCCUGGCCGACCACCUGAGCCGGGUCAAGGAGCAGUGCACCAGGAAGCACCAGGCGCUGUGGGAGGAGUACCUGCAGCAGAGCGCGGCCAUCGGGCGAGAGCGGCAGGCGCUGGCCGCCCAGUACCGCGGGCGCAGCGCCGAGCUGAGGACGCAGCUCAUGCAGGGCCGGAAGGCGCUCUCCACCCUCAAACGCCAGCUGCAGGCCGUGAUCCACAACGCGAAAAUAAAGGAAAGGCAGGAUAUGAAGCUGGAGGCACUGAAGCAGGAGCAGGCCAGAGUCCUGACCGACACCCCCCUCAAGGACCUGCCGGCCCACCUUGAGUUCCUGCAACGCCGGGAAUCGCUGGAGAAGAAACUGGAGCAACUGGAGCAAAUGGACCUGAAGCGGUGCGGGGGGAAGCAAACGAGAGAGCUUGCCAAGAAGGCCAAGGCCCUGGAGUCGACAGCCAGGCAGGUCCAUUUGGAGUUCUGCAGCGGCAUCAGCACAGCCCACAGGCAGAUAAGGAAAGACCUGCAGGAGCUAAAUCAGCAAUGCCAGAAGCUGAACGCUACCAAAAAGCAGUUGGAAGCACAGCAGCAGAAGCUGAAGGAGGAGCAGUGGUAUCUGGAAGCCUUAAGGAAAGGGAGACGGCGACUGCAGGCACAGCGCGAGAGCGAGGAUGUGUGCCCCAAAGCACGGGCUGCUCCGCAGACCCCAAGGCGCCAGUUCUUAGGUCCCCAAGCAAGAAUAAACCCAAAAGGAUUCCUGCAGUUGGCCAUGAAAUAA
Messenger RNA from Perognathus longimembris pacificus (Pacific pocket mouse), 1365 nucleotides. RefSeq names its product coiled-coil domain-containing protein 121-like. The transcript has a single exon. Lineage: Eukaryota; Metazoa; Chordata; Mammalia; Rodentia; Heteromyidae. The record is from RefSeq and is a predicted model, not a curated record. Bases 1 to 1365 code for a protein of 454 amino acids.